UUUGUGCUGCAGAUCUUCUUUUAUGAAGACAAGAACUUCCAGGGCCGGUACUAUGAAUGCAACAGCGACUGUCCUGAGCUCAGCUCCCACUUCAGCCGCUGCAACUCCAUCCGGGUGGAGGGCGGCGCCUGGGUCAUCUACGAGAGACCCCAGUACAUGGGCUACCAGUACGUCCUGAUGAGAGGGGACUACCCCAACUACCAGAGCUGGAACGGCUUCAAUGACACCAUCCGCUCCUGUCGCCUUAUCAGAUAUCCAUCCAGCAGGCACAGGAUCCGCAUCUACGAACGUCCAGACUUCAGCGGCCAGAUGUUAGAGUUUAGCGAAGAUCAGCCCAACCUGCUGGAGCGCUGGCGCUACCGGGACGUCCAGUCGGCUCACGUCCAGGACGGCUUCUGGGUCUUCUACGAGCAUCCGAACUACAGGGGGCGCCAGUACCUGCUGGAAAAGGGCGAGUACCGGCGGCACUCGGAGUGGGGCGCUCUUCAUCCGUCUGUAGGCUCCAUUAGACGUGUCGUGGACUUUUGA
Messenger RNA from Stegastes partitus (bicolor damselfish), 528 nucleotides. RefSeq names its product gamma-crystallin M2-like. Gene Ontology annotation, molecular function: structural constituent of eye lens. Gene Ontology annotation, biological process: lens development in camera-type eye; visual perception. The record is from RefSeq and is a predicted model, not a curated record. The annotation marks the transcript as partial. NCBI's taxonomy places the organism in Eukaryota, Metazoa, Chordata, Actinopteri, Pomacentridae. The transcript has 2 exons.